This is a messenger RNA of Gymnodraco acuticeps, 3614 nucleotides long. RefSeq lists its product as uncharacterized. Gene Ontology annotation, molecular function: ubiquitin-protein transferase activity. NCBI's taxonomy places the organism in Eukaryota, Metazoa, Chordata, Actinopteri, Perciformes, Bathydraconidae. Bases 1351 to 2799 code for a protein of 482 amino acids. The record is from RefSeq and is a predicted model, not a curated record. The transcript is spliced from 3 exons.
AGUACUGUGUAGUAACUAGCUUGCUACCUAGCUAAAAAUGCGUUAUUUGUGGUACAAAUAAGAAUGGUUUUUGGUAAUGUAUUAGCUAUUUUAUUUUUUCAGGUUGACAAGGCAGUGCUAACCAUCAUGAAUGAUGAACAAAUGGCAAAGUAUAUCACUUCAUACGGUGACCGAGUAGCUGUCCUCACCUUCUGUCAACAAACAAAGUGCAGCACAGAUAAAGAGACUCUUCUACAGACAUUAAGAGAUAAAAUAGGAGCACGGAAAAGUAAAUCAAAAACAAAAGGAGCAUUGUGUGGUGCAUCAGGUGUGUUUCAAAAAGAAGGUGAAGGGAUGUCAAGACAAAGAAAUAAUGCAGCAGAAAAGACUACCAGGAAGAUUGAAAUAGGAUGGCUUCAUUUUCACAAUAAGGAAUACCAACAAGUGAGGACCUGCAAUGGCGGGGGAACAAGACAUGCAUUGGUGGAAAAAACAACAGCUCAGCUUUUGGAAAUGGGAAAGAAGCUAUUCUUCCCAAAUGGCCACUCAACAAAAGGGCGAGUUGAAGACUUUACCUUUGAAGUCUGUGAUUUUAAAAGAAACCAGAUCCCUUCAGAUGACACUGUUGGCAGACUUUAUGAACAAACCAAACUGAAGCUGCUUAGAUUUUACAUAUCCACAAAAGAAGAAGCCCACCCAACAGAUCAAUCCCCAUCUGAGGUAAAAACAGUUAGUGAAGAUUCCUUAUCUGUAGAUUCAUCUGUUGACAUCACUGAGGGAGCAGACGCACAUGGAUCUGUUGAUGCAGAUGAAUUGAUUACAGAUCUGCCGGAGCGUGGAUAUUCAUCUGACAGCGACAAUAGCGAUCAGGUUUGUGGCAGUAGGAAAUAUAAAGUAACUUUAAUGACAGGGACAGAUGGAAAGAGAUAGUGCUUGAAUAUUAAACUUCAGGUAAUAACUAAAUAAAAAAAUGAUGUACAUGGAUUUCAUAAAACAGAAAGGUUCCAUUGUGUGCCAUCAGUCACCACAGUUUGUCAGCAACUUUCUACAUAGCUAUAGUUAUGGUAGGCCUAUUUAGCACACACUUUUGUCCAAGGCGUUACCAACAUACCUUCACCUCUGUAUGUUUCAAUUUUACCAGGACUUUGUUGUUGACAUGUGUGGUCAGACGCAUUCCUUUCUUUGUGUUGCAUAUUUUUUUGCAAUUUCAUACUUUUAUUUGUAAUGCUUUGAAACACAUCACUUAUCUUUGAGACUCUGAGGGAAGAUUGAAGAAUAUCUCAAAGUUAUUGUACAGUACCUUUAUGCUUAAUAGGCUAAUGUGUAGUCGUAUGUAUUUUUUUGCACACCAUUUGAUAUUAAUUGUGAAACAUGUUUUUCUCCCUGCCAUUAUUACAAAUUACUGCUGACAACAAAAGUUGUUUUUUGUUGCAUUUCCAGAUACAACCAAGAUCAAAAAAACAAAGAUCAACCUCUGACACUGUGACAGCAGAAGGUCCAAGACAAUCACAUCGCUCCCAUUCAACCCCAACAGACGAGGCAGAUACACUUUUAUGGGAUCCGGAAGAUGAUCUUUGGGGAGCAGGUGGUGAUGAGAUAGUUGUGAUCAAAUGGAAUGACGUCACACAUGAGGAUGUCACUCAGAGUGCGGAGAUGAAUGGAGUACCAAUGCAGGAUUUACAACUCCCCUUGCCCUCUGAUUUUGGCCUGCCUUCGGCACAUGUGUCCAUACACGAGGAUACAGUGCAAACAUCACAGGAUUUGCUUUUAAAUUCGAGCAGCCAACUAUCCCCAUCAACCUCAGCUCACGGCUCAGGAAAUCCAGAGAGCACGCGACGUGCAUCAAUUCACAGGACAAAGGUUGUUGAAGAUCUUUUGGCUGUAUUUAUGGACAGUAGCAUAAUACAUUUGACUCUAAAGAUGGACUUUGUAAAUGAAAAAGCUAUUGAUGAUAAUGGAGUAUCAAGGGAGGUUUACACUGCAUUCUGGGAGCAAUUUCUUGAAACGUGUGAAGGGGAAGCAGAGCGAGUUCCAAGGCUGAGGCCAGAUUUCUGUGAGGCUGAAUGGCAAGCAGUUGGACGGAUCUGGGUGAAAAGAUUACUGGACCAUGGUGUCAUGCCAGUGAGGCUAUCAAAGGCUUUCAUUGUAGCCUGCAUUCAUGGAGUCCACUCCGUUGAUGUAGACAUCCUGAUGACAUCGUUUCUCAACUACCUCUCUCCUGUUGAGAGAUCAGCUGUGGAGAAGGCUCUCCAGGGCACAAUGGAGGAGAGUGAUGAUGAGGACUUGCUCGACCUUUUCACAAGGAUGGGUUCCCAUUUCCUACCUGCAAAGAACAACAUGGAGCCUGCCAUAGAAACAAUGGCUCAUAAAGCCAUUCUCCAAGAGCCAAAGUAUAUCGUCGAUUGCUUCUUGACACCCAUGUCACUUGUACAGUUGCAACUGCCAGACAAGGACAGUGUGUUGUCUCUGUAUGAGAAUAAGAAAGCCACAGGCAGAAGAGUGUCCCAACUGUUUGAAACAACCAACGUGGUGCUGUCUCAGAGAGAACAGACAACUUUCAACCAUCUCCAACGAUAUGUGAAAAAUGCUGACCAAGCCAAAGCUGAAAAAAUCCUGCGUUUCUGCACUGGUUCUUCUGUCAUAUGUGUUGACAGAAUUGGGGUGUGCUUUAAUGCUGAAACUGGGCUCAGCAGAAGGCCUGUUGCUCAUACCUGUGGAGCUACCCUUGAAAUACCGUGUACCUACAGCUCUUUCCCUGAAUUUCGCACGGAAUUUGACAAUAUCCUGUCCAGCAACUACUUUGAAAUGGAUAUUCUUUGAACUUGAGAGCAGUCGUUAUCAGGCCUAAUAGUAACAGUUUGGAAUAUUAUUUUGAUUUGAUAUUUUUGUUGUUUGUUUUGUCAUUGAAACAACUGAUGCACUGAACCGUGUAAUGAGCAGUCUGCAAUUCUAUUUUCUGCUUUAACAAGGAUAUUACCUUUUUUUUUAUACGCUUUGAGAAUGACUGCAGUUUUCAUUUUUGUCAGUUUGAUCCUAACCCAGUUUAGAGGCUGAGAUUAAUAUUGUGUGUUUUUUUUUGCAACUAAGAAAGCUAAACGGUGUUGUCCGUCACUGGUCGAAUUGUUGAUGUUAUGGUGUUAAAGAGUCAGUCCUUUUUGAUAACUCUCGGAAAAACAAUGUUUGAAAUGUAAUGUGGAAAAUAGUUAUGUUAGAUCCUGUUUGCAAAAAGCUGAUGUUGAAAGUGUGAAAUGUGGCCUGAAAAGACUAGCCUCUAAUUACAAGCCCUAAUAUGCACAAUUGGCCGUGAUAUAUACAUGAUAUUACCAACAUAUCACUUUCAUUUACUGCCAACUUACCAUGGUACCGAAUUAUAACUCAAUGCUAUUUUUUUAAGAAACAGAAAUCGUGUGCAUAUGAAGUGACUUAUACAUAAUGUGCAAUGUUUUAUUUCUCAAUUGGUCUUAAUAUAUUGACAAACCAAACUGAUUAGGCACAUUUUAAAUGUAAUCAGGUUGCAGGCCAGGAUUUCACACUAGAUAACAAUACAACAUUAUUAUUAAUAUUUCCACACUGUUAAAAGAUCAGCUUGUGCUGUUAUUUUCUACCCCUUUCUGACAUUAAAGUGCUUGGCAACA